Ziziphus jujuba (common jujube) is the source of this 2436-nucleotide messenger RNA. RefSeq lists its product as uncharacterized. The transcript has 16 exons. NCBI's taxonomy places the organism in Eukaryota, Viridiplantae, Streptophyta, Magnoliopsida, Rosales, Rhamnaceae. The record is from RefSeq and is a predicted model, not a curated record. The coding region runs from base 384 to 2138 and encodes 584 amino acids. Gene Ontology annotation, biological process: transcription initiation at RNA polymerase III promoter. Gene Ontology annotation, cellular component: transcription factor TFIIIC complex.
CUAUUUUCAUCAGGAAAAUUGGAAUUUCUUGGGAGAAAAAUUAUUGGAUCCUCUCUUCUCUCUCUCUCUCUCUCUCUCUCUCUCUCUCACACACACACACACACACACACACACCCUUUCUCUGUCUCUGUCCUUUCCCUCUCUCGCGAUUCUCUCUCUCUCUCUCUCCUCUCUAAUCCGUACCGGAACCUACAAGCGGAAACUCAAGAAGACGAAGUCCAAGUCCACGACUGCGAUGGUAUCCAGCCAUUCCCAUCGGCACUAGCACCACAACGCAAGUAGCCAAGACACCUCUAUUAGCCUUAAUAAGAAUCAGACAUCUCUGACUCUCUCUCUCUCUGCUCUCCUGUCAGCGAAGGAGCUUCGGCCAAAAAAAAAAAAAAAUGAAUAGAGAGAUAAAAGACGGCACAAUCUCUGGCUUUCUACCAAACACUGAAGCUUUUGCUGUCCACUAUCCUGGAUAUCCUUCGUCUAUGUCCCGUGCAAUUGAAACUCUUGGUGGAACUGAAGGAAUCCAUAAGGCUCAUAACUCUCAGUCAAAUAGGUUGGAGCUUCGUUUUCGCCCUGAAGAUCCGUAUUCACACCCUGCAUAUGGAGACCUUCGUCCUUGUAACAGUUUGUUGCUUAAAAUAUCUAAAAACAAGUCUAGUAGUAACGGACAAAGUUGUGAGGUCUCCAACAGGACUAGUUUGCCAGAUGAAACUAAUAUUGGUGAUAAGGAACUUUCAAGUAAUCCUGAAAAUGGAUUGGUUACAUCUUCUAAAGAAGAUGCACGAAUAUCUGAAGAUAAUCCAACAAACCUCUGUGCUGAUAUUGUUGCCCGCAUACUUGAGGCUUAUCACUUUGAUGGAAUGGUAGAUUACCAGCAUGUCAUUGGUGUUCAUGCGGAUGUUUCCCGGAGGAAAAAGAGAAGUUGGAUGGAGAUGGAGGAGCCACAUUUUAAGAAGGGUGGACUUCUGGAUGGUGAUCAGGAGGAUGUGAUGAUAUUAGUGCCUCCAAUUUUCUCACCCAAGGAUGUCCCUGAAAAUUUAGUGUUGAGGCCAUCAGUGAUAUUAAGUUCAAAGAAGAAUCAAGAAGGACUUGUACAACCUGAAUGGGAGAUGGACAUGGAGCCUGUUCUUGCUAUUGAUUUUAACAUCAAGGAGGUACCAAAGAGAAUAAAUUGGGAGGAAUACAUACCCCAAGGCUCAGAACAGUGGGAGCUACAGAUGGCUGUAUCUAAACUGUUCGAUGAGAAGCCUAUAUGGCCUAAGGAUUCAUUAACUGAACGCUUGCUUGAUAAGGGCCAUAAUUUUGCUGGUCAUAUGCUUAGAAGGCUUCUUUCUAGAGUUGCAUACUACUUUUCAAGUGGACCAUUUCUCAGGUUUUGGAUCAGAAAAGGAUAUGAUCCUCGCAAAGAUUCUAAUUCUCAAAUGUAUCAAAGAAUUGAUUUUCGAGUACACCCAUCAAUACGUAGUUAUUGUGAUGCUAAUGCAGCUAAUCAGAUGAAGCAUAGAUGGGAUGAUAUAUGUGCAUUUCGAGUUUUCCCUUUCAAGUGCCAAACCUCAUUACAACUAUUUGAACUUGUAGAUGAUUACAUACAACAAGAGAUAAGAAAGCCUCAGAAUCAAACAACUUGCACUUUUGCAACAGGAUGGUUUUCAAAUCUCAGGCUUGAUAACUUGAGACAUCGUGUUGCAUUAAGGUUCCUAUCAGUAUAUCCUAAACCUGGUGCAGAACAUUUACUAAAAGCUGCUACUGAAAGCUUUGAAAAGUCCAAGAAGAGGUGCAAUAGGGACAAUACAAAACUAUGUGAAGAGGAGCACCAACAAGCCUAUGCAGGUCAAGAAGAUGUUGAGGAACCCAAUAAUGGUGAAGAUGACGAGGAAGAUGACGUUGAGGUUGAUGAUGCAGAAGAGGCAACAAACGCAUAUGAGGCAUUGCAUCAGGCCAAGGAUGGUGAGAUUUCUCUACAAUCAGACUCAUAUCUAAAUGUGGAGAGCAUAUCAAGAGUCCAUUUACAGGAGCUUUUUGGUAGUUUUCCAUCUACUGAGCCAGGUGGUGAUAGAACACAAGAAGCCGAUAUCAGUGAUGAAGAAUAUGAGAUAUUUGAGCAAGAUAGCGAUGGUGAGUUCUCCAAUGAGGACGACGACUACUAACAAUAACACAUGCACUUUUCAGAAGUUAGACUAAUGGGGUUUUCUUUUUGGCUAAACUAAUUGCGCAUUAAACUCUUGAGAGCUAAAGCUUUUGAAUUUAUAGAUUUUAUUAUGAGCAGCUGGUUCUUGUUGUUGAUAGGUGCAGAAGGUAUUGUCAACUUUGCACUUCCACACUUUACACACAUGCCAUUGUGGUCUUGCUCUGAGCAUAGCAAUGUAAAUGCAUAUUGAGUUAAUCGAUUUGUUCAUAUGAAUUUAUGGGCAAGUAAUGACAUAAAAGAUCUUUUUAUUUUCUUUA